Molecule: messenger RNA, 1016 nt
Organism: Drosophila innubila
Lineage: Eukaryota; Metazoa; Arthropoda; Insecta; Diptera; Drosophilidae
Gene: Uch
Product: ubiquitin carboxyl-terminal hydrolase
Exons: 4
Coding region: 113-802 (229 amino acids)
Biological process (GO): protein deubiquitination; ubiquitin-dependent protein catabolic process
Cellular component (GO): cytoplasm
Molecular function (GO): cysteine-type deubiquitinase activity
Source: RefSeq, a predicted model, not a curated record
UGGCAAUGCUUUGUCCCUAGCCGGUAACCAAUUGACAAUUGUCAGACAUUUACAAAAAACAAUUCAGUCUGUGACUGUCUCUGCAAGUAAAAUAAUAUCUUAAGAAAUUAAAAUGUCGACCUGGACACCAUUAGAAUCUAACCCAGAGGUACUGACCAAAUACAUACACAAGCUGGGCGUGUCGCCAGCCUGGUCUGUGACUGACGUCAUCGGUCUGGACGAUGAGUUGCUGGCAUAUCUGCCUCGUCCUGUGAAGGCAGUUAUUCUGCUCUUUCCCAUAAGCGAUGCUUAUGAAAAGCAUCGUGCUGAUGAACAUGAACGCAUCAAGACUGCAGCUGAGGAGGAGAAAUAUCCAGAUGAUUUGUUCUAUAUGCGCCAGUUCACUCACAAUGCCUGUGGCACUGUGGCUCUCAUCCACAGUGUGGCCAAUAACAAGGACAUUGAAAUUGCACCCGGAGUGCUGAAGAGUUUUCUGGAGAAGAGCGCUUCUCUGUCGCCCGAGGAACGCGGUCAGCAUCUGGAGAAGGACAAAGACUUUACCGAGGAUCAUCAGACACUGGCCCAGGAGGGACAAACGGAUGCUAGUGCCUAUGAAACGGUUAUUCAUCAUUUCAUAGCGCUGGUCAACAAGGAGAACACACUGUUUGAGCUGGAUGGACGCAAAUCGUAUCCCAUCAGUCAUGGCAAGACCUCGGAUGAAACCUUUGUCCAUGAUGCCGCCAAGGUGUGCAAGGAGUUUAUGGCCCGUGAUCCGGAUGAUGUGCGCUUCACCGUUCUGGCUCUAGCUGCCACACAGGACUAGAGAGAGAGUGGAUCACUCUGUUCUGAUAUACAUUACUAUAUAUGAUCUCUGAUUUAAUAUACUCUCAUUUAUGCAUUGUAAAGCUUGAAGAUUAUGCUCUCAGCUUAGCUAUUAACCAAAAUUUUUCAUUACGCAUUAUGCCACAUUAUUGUUUUUGUAUUUUGGAUGUUUGUUUCUCUAAUUAAAGAACCGCAUCAAAUGCUUGAGAACUGCA